Messenger RNA from Rhineura floridana, 2749 nucleotides. It is a transcript of the gene WFIKKN1, whose product is annotated as WAP, follistatin/kazal, immunoglobulin, kunitz and netrin domain containing 1. Gene Ontology annotation, cellular component: extracellular region. The transcript is spliced from 3 exons. NCBI's taxonomy places the organism in Eukaryota, Metazoa, Chordata, Lepidosauria, Squamata, Rhineuridae. The record is from RefSeq and is a predicted model, not a curated record. Gene Ontology annotation, molecular function: serine-type endopeptidase inhibitor activity; receptor antagonist activity; transforming growth factor beta binding. Gene Ontology annotation, biological process: negative regulation of transforming growth factor beta receptor signaling pathway. Bases 393 to 2345 code for a protein of 650 amino acids.
AGGGACUUGCUUUCCCCUGUCGGAUGCCUUGGCUCUCUCCAAUGGUCUUUGCAAAGUCCAGAUCAUCUCUCUUUAUUAUAUGUGUAUAAAUAUAUAUAUAUAUAUUCUUUUUUCCCUCCUUCUUCUUAAAGAGAACCUUCCUCUCUGCCUCUGGCCUGCUGGAUCCAAACGAUCCCCCACCCGUUUGCCUCCGGGCCUGGAUUUCCUUCGAUUUGGUCAAGAGGCUGGGAUCCUGGAAAAACUCACCGGGUAGAAGGGAAAGCCAGGGGCUGUGUGGGGGACCGAAGGGCCUGCCACCACUGGAGGAAGCUGGAGAGAGGGGAUCCAGCCUGCGGGGGCCGCAUCUGACGCUGAAAGCCGGAAUUGUUGCUCUUGAGGGCUGGGCUGGAGUGAUGCUUGUCUGGUGGCCGAAGAAGGCAGAAUGGACCCUGAAGCAUCAAGGAGAGAAGAUCAAAUGCGGAGUUUGGCUAGGGGGAAGCAAAAGUGGAAGACUCUCCCCGGCUGGGGCUGGGCGUGGGGGAAGCCAGGCGCGCGAGGCGCAGUGGCUGGCAGGAGCCUGGUGCAGCUGGAUGCCUUUCUGGACUUUCCGAGGGAAGGGCUCGAAGCGCGAGGGCGGCCCGCGGAGGCUCGGAGGGCCGCGGGCGGAGCAGCAGCAAGAGCCGCCGCCGCCUGCCCGCCGUCCGGACCCGAUGCUGCCCUCGCUCCUGCUCUCUCUGCUGUCUCUCCUGGCGGAAGGGGCCAGCCUGCAGCCAAUCAGGAUGAGCCACCUGGGGGUGUGCCCCAACCAGCUGAACCCCAACCUCUGGGUGGACGCGCAGAGCACCUGCGAGCGGGAGUGCCACGCCGACCAGGACUGCGAAGGCUUUGAGAAAUGCUGCACGAACGUCUGCGGCCUGCGAAGCUGUGUGGCUGCCCGCUAUGCCGACGGAAGCCUCUCCUCCCUGGAGCUGGUGCAAGAGGCCACGUGCGAGAGCUUUGUGUGCACCCAGCAGGGCUCGGACUGCGACAUCUGGGAUGGGCAGCCCGUCUGCAAGUGCAAGGACAGGUGCGAGAAGGAGCCCAACUUCACCUGUGCCUCUGACGGGCUCACCUACUACAACAAGUGCUACAUGGACGCCGAGGCCUGCAUCCGGGGCAUCAGCCUCGCCGUGGUACCCUGCAAGUACAUUUUCACCUGGCCCAACACCAGCCCAGUGCCGCUGGAGACCACGGCUCACCCAACGCCUGGUGCGGCUGCCGAGCUGCCCGUUCCGCCAGCUCUCUACAACAACCCCUUCCACCAGUCGGUCUACGUGGGCGGCACCGUCAGCUUCCACUGCGAUGUGAGCGGGCGGCCCCGCCCUGACAUCACCUGGGAGAAGCAGAGUGACCACCAGGAAAACUUCAUCAUGCGGCCCGAUCAGAUGUACGGCAACGUGGUCGUCACCAACAUCGGCCAGCUGGUUAUCUACAACACUCAGCCAGAGGACGCUGGGAUCUACACUUGCACGGCCAGGAACUCCGCUGGUCUCCUGCAAGCGGACUUCCCGCUCUCGGUCAUCAAGAGGGAGCACUCCAGAGGGGAGCCAAGAGCGUCCAGCCCUCCUCAGCUCCCGCCCGGCGAGUGCCUGAAGGAACCUGACAAACAGGACUGUGAGGCUCCCCAAGUCCGCUGGCAUUUUGACUCCAAGAAAGGCUCCUGCACCACUUUCCGUUAUGGCGGCUGCAGGGGCAACCAAAACCACUUUGACACCUAUGAAGAGUGCCAACUGUCCUGUAUCAAUAACGCCGUCAACCUGUGCACUCUUCCCAUAGUGCAAGGCCCCUGUAAGACCUGGGAGCCCCGCUGGGCCUACAACCACCUGAUGAAGCAGUGCCACUCCUUCAUCUACAGCGGCUGCGAGGGCAACGAGAACAACUUUGACAGCAAGGAGAGUUGUGAAGAAGUCUGCCCCUUCCCCAAGACCCUGCAAUGCAGAGCCUGCCGCCUGAAGAGCAAGAUGGUGCUGAGCCUCUGCCGCAGCGACUUUGCCAUCGUGGGGCGGCUGAUGGAGAUCAUCGAGGACCAGGACUCUGGCAUUGCUCGCUUUGUGCUGGACGACGUCCUCAAGGACGAGAAGAUGGGCCUCAAGUUCUUCAACAUCAAGUACCUAGAGGUGACCUUGACGGAUAUGGACUGGAACUGUCCAUGCCCCAACAUGACCACAGAGGACGGGCCCCUCAUCAUCAUGGGGGAGGUGCAGGAAGGGAUGGCGGUUCUUGACCCCAACAGCUACGUCCGGGCUGCCAAUGACAAGCGGGUAAAGAAGAUCUACGAGCUGCUUGAGAAGAAGACAUGUGACCUUCUCAACCGGUUCCAGGACUAGCGCCAGCUGCUGCUUUUCCUUGGCAGAGGAGAGAAGGCAGACCAAUGGAUGCCCCUACCCCCCAAAAAAGCUCGGCCCUCCUUUUCUCAUGCUGUGUUGCAGCUAUGUAGGACUGGGUUGGAGACUGGCAGAGCAAACCUGGAGCUCCUACGCACCCACAAGCCUCAAAGUGGGUGUAGACCGGACGGGGCAAAUCCUUUCUCCAGUCCGCCUCCGUAUCUCGAUUUAAAAUGUUUUCAGGUAUUAUCACUAUCCUGUUUCAACGGGCUCCAUUACGCCUGUAACUACCUGUUUUUGCGUGUGUGAAAGAGCUGUAAUUGAUCUGCGCUGGUGACAUCCCUCCACCCAAACCCGACCCAGCCUAAGUGAAAUUAAUAAUAAUAAAUCCUGUGUUUCUUCUCCAG